ACCGUCGCCACACCGUCGCAGGUGGAGACCGACCUAGGUCACACGAAGGAGGCCUCGGGACAGCUGCGGUCAGACAGAGGCGGCCUCAGGGCGGCAGGGGUCCGACCCUGAGGUCAGCGGUCACCAUGCGGGUGGAGUGGCUGGUGCUGGUGCUGGUGCUGGUGCUGGCAGUGCCGACGACGCCGCAACGGGCGCCGGGCACCGACCAGUGGUGCAUCUGCCAGGGCGCGCGCGGCCUUCCGGGCGUGCCUGGCCUACCCGGACAGGUCGGCAUGCAGGGUCUGCAUGGCGAAACGGGUCCCAUGGGCCCGUUCGGGCGUGUGGGCCCGCGCGGCGACCGGGGCCCAUCCGGGGACCCGGGCGCGCGCGGCGACCGCGGCGAGCCCGGCCUCCUCGGCUUCAACGGAGCGCCCGGCCUGCCGGGCGGCCCCGGUCCGCUGGGAGCUCGGGGUGACCCCGGUGUCAAGGGCUGUACCUGCGUGGACGGCCUCCCGGGCCGGGACGGCCUACCGGGCCUGAUCGGGCCGCGCGGAGCAGCAGGUCCCAGCGGCCUGCCCGGACUGCCGGGCGAUCCAGGCGAAGGAGGCUCGGCCGGCGCCAAGGGCGACCCCGGCGAGGACAAACCGCCCGGUCCACCGGGCCUGCCGGGCUUCGCAGGACGGCCAGGCUACAAGGGUCAAGAGGGCGAACAAGGAUAUCGCGGCUCGGUGGGGCCAGUGGGCAUGCCGGGCCGACGUGGUGAGCCGGGCGAGGACCGCCACGGGCCAGCCGGGCCGAAGGGCUUCCAGGGGGAGCAGGGCGCACCCGGCUCUGACCUGACCUAUCUGGACCCGGACAUCAGCCGACCAGGACCAGCGGGGCCGCCGGGCCUCCCUGGCCCGCUGGGCUGGCCAGGAGAGCCGGGCGCCUAUGGCCCACCGGGCCCUGGCGGUCAACCCGGCUGGCCCGGCACGCCCGGCCGCAAGGGACCACCCGGCUGGCGGGGCAGCGACGGACCACGUGGCAAGCUGGGCCGACCUGGCCCGCCGGGGCAGUUCGGAGCCAAGGGCGUGCUGGGCACGGCUGGCGAGACCGGCCGGCCAGGCCUGCCUGGUCUCAAGGGCCUGCCGGGUGUGGCCGGCGUGCCGGGGAGGCCCGGGCUGCAGGGUGACCCAGGCCCCAAGGGCCUCUACGACCCGAGCAUCGGUGGCCCGCUGCUCGGGCCUCCCGGCGACCAGGGCGACUACGGCGCGCCGGGCCCCGCCGGCCUGCCCGGCCUGGACGGCCUGGGUCGCCGUGCCAGAAGGGCGAACGUGGCUGGCCGGGACUGUCCGGCCGGCCCGGCCCGGACGGGGUCGCCGGUCCCCGCGGUCCCUUCGGACCACCGGGACUGCCAGGCCUGGGGGGCACCAGGCGCGCCGGGCUUCCGCGACGGCGAGCCUGGCCCCGCCGGCCGGCCCGGCCCCGACGGCCUGGACGGGCUGCCCGGCAGCGCAGGCCUGCCCGGACUGCCGGGCGAGUACGGCGAGCCCGGUCUGCCGGGACUGGACGGCACCGACGGCCGGCCCGGACGUCCGGGCACGGACGCCGACACGUUCAACGUCUUCUACCUGAAGGGAGAGAGCGGUCCGCCCGGCCUAGAGCCGGGCGAGCCCGGCGAACCCGGCUUUCCAGGCCCACCAGGCGACAGCCGGCCCGGCCGGCCGGGUCCGCCCGGCCGCGUCGGCCUGCCCGGCCUGCCCGGCGAGCUGGGCCUGCCGGGCCCCGACGGCGUGCCCGGCCUGCGCGGCCUGGUCGGGCAGCCGGGCAUGCCCGGCGAGCAGGGUCCGAGCGCCGGCCUGCCGGGACGGCCGGGCCCACCGGGCCGGGGCGCCCAGAAGGGCUCCGUCGGUGAACCUGGGCCUCCGGGGCCCCAGGGCUGGCCCCCGGGCGCGCCCGGCGACAAGGGUGCGAGCGGCGUGUACGGCCCACCGGGGCCUCCGGGCCCGCCCGGCGAGCCCGGUUCGGCCUCCAAGCGCGGCUGCCCGGGCAAAAUCGGCCUGCCCGGCCCACCUGGCUGGCCCGGCACCAUGGGCCCGGACGGGCUGCCGGACUGCCCGGACCGCCCGGGCUUGCCCGGGGACACGAAUCGCCUGCCGGGCCCGCCGGGCCCACGUGGGGAUCCAGGCGUCGACGGCCGGCCGGGCCCGCGGGGCCCUCGCGGCCGGCCCGGCUCCCCCGGCUUCGGCGGCGACCGGGGCAUGCCCGGCCUGGAAGGCAUGCCCGGCCUGCUCGGUCCCGCCGGCGAUCCUGGCACACCCGGCCGGCCAGGCCUACCUGGAGGACCGGGUCGGCGCAGCGGUCGGCCCGGUCUCCCGGGCCAGGACGGCUUCAACGGACCACCGGGCCAGGACGGGCCACCCGGACUGCCAGGCCUGGCCGGCAAGCGCGGCUGCCCGGGUCGGCUGGGCCUGAAGGGCAACCCGGGCCUUCCGGGCCUCCCCGGCCCGGCGGGCCCGGGCGGACCCACCGGCCGACCGGGCGAGCCAGGGCUGCGCGGUCCGGACGGCCUGCCCGGCCGCGCCGGCGGCCGGGGCCAGCCGGGCGACGGCGGCCCGCGCGGCCCGCCCGGGCCCGGCAGCGUCGGUCGCGGCGGCGAGCGGGGCACGGACGGGUCGCCGGGUCUGCCGGGCCUCAGUGGCCCGUCCGGCCCGGCCGGAGACCCUGGCGAUGACGGCGACAGCGGCCUGCCCGGCCUGCCCGGCUUCGACGGGCCGCCCGGGAUCUCACCCAAGGGCGAGCGCGGCUACGACGGCGGCCCCGGCAGAGACGGCGUGCCGGGCCGCGACGGUGGGCCCGGCCAGCCGGGGCCAGCCGGGCCCGACGGUAGACCGGGACCGUCCGGCGACAGGGGUCUGGACGCACCGCCGGGCUUGCCCGGCCAGCGGGGUGAGCCCGGCUACCCGGCCCUCGACGGUCUGCCCGGACCGAGAGGCUAUAAGGGCGAGCCCGGCCUUCCCGGCCUGGACGGCCGGGGCGGGAACCCGGGCCGGCCAGGCGACCGCGGCCUGGACGGCCUGCCUGGCUCGCCGGGCCGGCGCGGCCAGCGGGGUUGCCCCGGCGCGCCGGCACCUGGCUGGACGGCGGACCUGGCCUGCCGGGCGACGCCGGCCCGGACGGCUUCCCCGGGCUGGCCGGCCGGCCCGGCGAGCCCGGCCUGCCGGGGGUUGGACGGCCUGCCGGGCGGGUUGGGAGAGCCGGGCCUGCCCGGCCUGCGCGGCCCGCCCGGCUGGCGGCCGGGCCCGCCCGGGCCCACCGGCGACCCCGGCGGCCGCGGCCCGCCCGGGCCCUACGGCCCGCCGGGAGGGCCGGGCCCUCCUGGCGACGACGCGCCGCAGACCGGGCCGCCGCCGCCCUCGCGCGGCUUCUUCUUCACGCGGCACAGCCAGUCGACGUACGUGCCGCAGUGUCCGCCCGGCACCAGCCAGCUGUGGCAGGGCUACUCGCUGCUGCACGUCACUGGGAAUGCCAAGGCUCACGGCGCCGACCUCGGUACGCCAGGCUCCUGCCUGCUCAAGUUCACCACCAUGCCGUACGUCUUCUGCAGCGGCAACGAGAAGUGCGAGUAUGCCCAGCGUAACGACUACAGCUAUUGGCUAAACACGCCGGAGCCGAUGCCGGUGAUGAUGACACCGAUUACGGGGGUUAACAUCCAGCGGUACAUCUCACGCUGUUCUGUGUGUGAAGCACCAACAAGAGCCAUAGCCAUCCACAGCCAGGACGUGGCCAUACCGGAGUGUCCAGCCAACUGGGAAACCAUGUGGACCGGCUACUCCUUCCUCAUGCACACGGACGCGGGCGCCGAGGGCGGCGGCCAGUCGCUCGUCUCUCCCGGCUCCUGCCUGGAGGACUUCCGGCCGACGCCCUUCAUCGAAUGCCACGGCCACGGCCGCUGCAACUUCUUCACCACCGCCUACUCCUUCUGGCUGACCACCAUCGCCGAGUACGCACAGUUCCGCCAGCCGCAGCAGCAGACGCUGAAGGCGGGCAACUUGCGAACACGCGUCUCGCGCUGCGUCGUCUGCCGCCGUCGCUACCGACUGCCGCCGCCGCCGCCGCCGCCGCCCUCGUGGCAGUUCGAGCUGCCGUUCUAUGGGCGGUCCGCACGACACGCACCCGGCAACAGCACGGCGCCGGCCGCCUAG
Messenger RNA from Pollicipes pollicipes, 4163 nucleotides. Its product is annotated as collagen alpha-5(IV) chain-like. Gene Ontology annotation, molecular function: extracellular matrix structural constituent conferring tensile strength. NCBI's taxonomy places the organism in Eukaryota, Metazoa, Arthropoda, Thecostraca, Pollicipedomorpha, Pollicipedidae. The record is from RefSeq and is a predicted model, not a curated record. Gene Ontology annotation, cellular component: collagen trimer. Gene Ontology annotation, biological process: extracellular matrix organization.